Nymphaea colorata (pocket water lily) is the source of this 623-nucleotide messenger RNA. RefSeq names its product WAT1-related protein At1g09380-like. Gene Ontology annotation, molecular function: transmembrane transporter activity. The transcript has 4 exons. Bases 163 to 474 code for a protein of 103 amino acids. NCBI's taxonomy places the organism in Eukaryota, Viridiplantae, Streptophyta, Magnoliopsida, Nymphaeales, Nymphaeaceae. Gene Ontology annotation, cellular component: plasma membrane. The record is from RefSeq and is a predicted model, not a curated record.
GUCAGGCUAGGAGUAGUACUGGUGGGCCGGAGAAUCCUUUAAUAAUAGAAAAAGAGCCAUUCCUCACGUCAAUGUGAAGUUCUCUCAUGGACUUAGGCAAACAAGAAGCAAAGUCUUGGUAGAUUUAGAGAGGGAGAUCAGUAGAGACGGUGGUAGCCAUUAAUGGAGGUAAGUGGAAGAGAUCGGAGGGAGGGGAUGAAGGCAGUGCUGUACAUGGUGGUGGUGCAUGUAAUAGUUGCAGGAAUGAACAUCCUCUACAAGCUUUCCGUAGAUGGAGGGCGGAUGAGCCUCCGCGUCCUCGUCGCUUACCGGUACAUGUUUGGAGCUGCCUUCCUCUGCCUUCUUGCCUUCUUCUUGCAGAGGAAGACCCGGACAAGGCUUACAUGUUUUAUACUUGGCCAGGCCUUCUGUUGUGCAAUUUUCGGGGCAUCGCUCAACCAAAAUCUCUACAUCGCCGCUAUGAAAAUGACUUAAGCGACGUUGGCCGUUGCAAUGACCAACCUCCUCCCUGCCUUCACAUUCAUUUUGGCUGCCAUGUUCCGACAAGAGGGAGAUAAAGAAGUUAAUCGAUAACAAUGAAAUACAAUUGCCGAAGUAGAUGACAAGCUUCCACCAAAAGUUAC